CCUCCCAAAGUCGUCGCAACGGCUUCCUCAAUCGCAGCAAAGAGUAGACUUGCUGCCCGCUCCGACCACCUCCACCCCGCCUCAACCACCAUGGCCUCCAAAGCCUUCGCCAUUGUCGCCGGUGUGGGCCCGGGUACCGGCGCAGCGUGUGCCCGUCGCUUUGCCAAAGCCUAUCCCGUCGUCCUGAUGGCACGCAACCCCGACAACUACGAAGGUCUCGUGCAAGAGAUCAACAAGAGCGGCGGCAAGGCCAUUGGCAUCAGCACCGACGUCUCGAGCGUGGAGAGCGUCGACGCGGCGUUUGCGAAGAUCAAGGCGGAAUACAAGGAUGCUGCGUGUGCCGCGGCCGUCUUUAACGCUUCCGGGAGAUUUGCUCGUGGACCGUUGUUAGAGAUGAAGGUGGAAGACUUUGUGGGCAGUUGGGACGUGAGCUGCAAGGGUGCUUUGAUCUUUGCCCAGCACGCCCUUCCCUUAUUGCUGAAGCAUGCCGAUGACUCCUCGGCCAAGCACCCACCCACCCUCAUCUUCACCGGUGCCACUGCAUCGGUCAAGGCGAAUGCGCAAAUGUCCGGCUUUGCCUGUGCCAAGUUCGCCCUGCGCGCCUUGUCCACCUCGAUCGCGAAGGAGUUUGCUCCUAAAGGUGUGCAUGUUGCGCACGCCGUGAUCGAUGGCGUAAUCGAUAUCCCGGCCACCAAGAACUGGCUGAAGGAUCAGCCGCACGAGGCGAAGAUUGGCGCCGAUGACAUUGCUGAGAGUUACUGGAAUCUGCAUACGCAGAGCAAGAGGUGCUUCACCAACGAAAUCGACAUCCGACCCAUGUACGAGAAGUGGUGAGCACAUA
Messenger RNA from Neohortaea acidophila, 841 nucleotides. RefSeq lists its product as uncharacterized. NCBI's taxonomy places the organism in Eukaryota, Fungi, Ascomycota, Dothideomycetes, Mycosphaerellales, Teratosphaeriaceae. The record is from RefSeq and is a predicted model, not a curated record. The transcript is spliced from 3 exons. Bases 91 to 834 code for a protein of 247 amino acids.